Molecule: messenger RNA, 1509 nt
Organism: Beta vulgaris subsp. vulgaris (sugar beet)
Lineage: Eukaryota; Viridiplantae; Streptophyta; Magnoliopsida; Caryophyllales; Amaranthaceae
Product: truncated transcription factor CAULIFLOWER A
Exons: 8
Coding region: 457-1191 (244 amino acids)
Biological process (GO): positive regulation of transcription by RNA polymerase II
Cellular component (GO): nucleus
Molecular function (GO): protein dimerization activity; RNA polymerase II cis-regulatory region sequence-specific DNA binding; DNA-binding transcription factor activity, RNA polymerase II-specific
Source: RefSeq, a predicted model, not a curated record
AUUACAAAAACAAACCACUCGUUCAACCGUCCUACCCAAUGAAAAGUCGACAACGCAUUUGACGAAACCACUCUGUUUUUUCCCAAUACCACUUAUCAUGAAUUAAAACUCAUUUAUUCAUCUUCGAAUCCUCUGCUUUCUCUAUCUGUCUUCUUUUUUCUUAAUUCAUUCCAUUUUUUCCACCUACAAUUUAUCCGUGUCUGCAUUCCUGCCUCAUAUACUCCCUGCACAUUUUAUCUUCCAACAACAUUACUAGUUUACUCCCAUUUUCGGAAGAGUAACUAUCUGUAUCUGUAUAUAGUAGCAGUAUAUAAUAUCUCUAUCUUAUCUCUUUUUCUCCCUCACUACUUUUAUUUUCUCUCUCCUCCUCCUCUACUUUUGUUUUACACUACAAGUGAGGGAGAAAGAGAGAUAUUCCGGAGAAGGAGGAGAGAGAAAAUAACCUAUAGAAUUAAAAUGGGGAGAGGUAGGGUUCAGCUCAAAAGAAUUGAAAACAAGAUCAACCGUCAAGUGACCUUCUCCAAACGUCGGAUUGGAUUGUUGAAGAAAGCGCACGAGAUCUCCAUUCUCUGCGAUGCCGAUGUAGCUCUCAUCAUCUUCUCCACUAAAGGCAAGCUCUUCGAGUAUGCUUCUGAUACCUGCAUGGAAAGGAUACUCGAGCGCUAUGAAAGACACUCAUAUGCAGAGAGACAACUGACUGCUCCAGAUCCUGGAUCCCAUGUAAGUUUGACUCUGGAACACGCAAAACUUAAGGCUAGGCUGGACAUUCUUCAGAAAAAUCAAAGGCAUUACAUGGGAGAAGAACUUGAUACCUUGAGUCUCAAGGAGCUUCAGAAUUUAGAGCAUCAAAUUGACAGUGCUCUUAAACACAUCAGGUCAAAGAAGAACCAACUCAUGCAUGAAUCGAUUUCUCAGCUUCAGCGAAAGGACAAAGCGUUAAAGGAGCACAACAACUUGCUAUCCAAGAAGGUGAAGGAGAGGGAGAAGGUGCUGGCUCAGCAGGCAGAAUUGGAUCAGCAAAAUCAUGACAAUAACUCAUCUGGCUUUGUGAUGUCUCAAGCUUUGCCCUCACUGAAUACAGGAGGAACAAGCAGCAGUGCAGUGGAAGAUGAAGCAACACAACCACCAAAUCUAAACAGCAACUCUGCACAAAUACCGUCCUGGAUGCUUCAACACAUCCAAGAGCAGUAAAAGGAAACAGGUGCUUAUCGACGUUAGGUGUUGCUUAACAUAGCUGAGAGCUUCCGUGUGCUCAUGUACCAGUAUUGGCUAGAAGUCCUACAAUGUUGUUAUGCAUAAAAGUAUAAGAAAGAUGUUAGGUGAUGUUGUGUAUAUUUUGAAUGCUGAAUUCCAUUUGCAUGGAAGAAAUAGAUGCAGCAUAAAUAAAGGUAUGUCAAUGUUGAGAAUACCUCAGAUUGAUAAUGUAUAUAUCUAAUUAUAAGGGUUUUGUGAGCAGUAAAUGCCGUUCUUUGUGCAUUAGCGAUAUAAUUUUGUACUGAUUUAUGUGUA